Ylistrum balloti is the source of this 1785-nucleotide messenger RNA. RefSeq lists its product as uncharacterized. The record is from RefSeq and is a predicted model, not a curated record. The transcript has 2 exons. The coding region runs from base 1 to 1785 and encodes 594 amino acids. NCBI's taxonomy places the organism in Eukaryota, Metazoa, Mollusca, Bivalvia, Pectinida, Pectinidae.
AUGGAAGGUUGCCCAUUAUUUUCCUAUGUUUGUGGAGAGAAUGCACGUGUUUUUGAAGGAAGGUCUGAAGCAUCGUGGGAACAGACAUAUUCCGGAGGCAUAGUUUUUACAGAUAAGCCAAUACGGCGUUCAGGUACCGUUAGAUUAGUACUGAACGGUAGCAGCCAUGUCGACAUCGGCGUGACCCAAACAGAUCCACAUUCAUUGCGUGAUCCAGGACAAGUGCGACAACUAUAUCUAAGCGACAAAUGCAGCAUUAUGAACAAUAUAAGAGUUCAUAAAGCAGGAUGUGAUGUGUCGGUCCAGAACCUUGGUGAUAAGGUUGUCUCUCCUCCAGCUGACCAGACUUACAGGGUUUCAGUUGAUCCUAAGAAAGACGUGUGGCUCCUUGUUUGCAUAAAGUUUGGAAAUGCUUCAGUGACGAUCGAUUCACCGGCCAAGUUCCACGAGGUCACUGGUGAAAACAUCGAUUUUGAAGGUAUUGGCAAGCAGAAAGUAAAACUGAAAGUUCAAAAUCCGUCUGCGAUAUGUGUGAUAGACAGAGAAAUAACCGCCAACUACCGCGAUGCCAUAAGGAUCCAAAUCAAUCCAAUACCAGGACAUAACGGGACACCUCCAAAUAUCUACCACGUCAGGCUCGGUAUUACACAUAUAAGGCCAGACGAUAUCUCAGAGUUUGACCCGCAGUCACUAUCUAUUAGUAGGAGAUCUGUCAGGAGAUCUGAGUCUAGGUGGAUGCCCAUCCAGACAUUUGAGAGGAGAAAAGAGCGAACCCCCGAUGCUUCCAAUACCAUCGACAGUUGUCAAGGGGAGCUAACUAUUACGGUAGAUUCGGAAAAGGAAUUAAAAUUUUCACACACAAGUGGGGUUAAGGGGCAAUGGGUAGUGACAACUUGGCCGUUAUUCAUUGUUCUAGAACUUUUUAGAGUUUCUGUCAAAGUAUUAGAACCUCUCCGAGUAGGUUGUUCAGCAUACAUAUCUAAAUGCAAAGGGCGAGACGCACAUCCAUCAAUGAUAUCCACAUCGAGAUCCUCACUAAUGUCCAAAGCAGAUUCUGGUUACAUUAAUCCCAUUACAGCGUCAACAAGUCGCGAUGAAUCCACAGCUGGUCCUACAGAAUGUUCGUGGCAUGACUGGCCGUCAUACGCAUCAUGGGUCAUCGAAAGUGUGUCAGUGCUGGAGGCUGACGCAAAGGAGCAACCAGAUAAUUUUGAGAGAAAAGCGUCCGCCAUGAUUACAGAAAUGAAAGAUAUAAAACUGAAGGACGAUAGCUACGACGAACUAGGUCAGGUUAAGAAGGACGAGGUAUUAUAUCAACGUUCAAAUCUCGCCAGGUCUGACUCAUUUCACGCGAUGAGUGAAAUCUACCGAAGGUUGGAUAAUUUAGAGAAAGUGAUUUUACAUCUGAAGAAUGUCGGGAAAGAAAGUCAAGACAAAAUGUACGCUAGAUUCAAAUCAUUGAAAGAGGUCGUUGAUGGAAUAACAAAACCAUGCCCAUCAACGGAUAAGGUCAUGAUGCAGAGUACCAUUCGCCUCAACUAUACAGAAUUACUAACAAAACUAGAAACCGAGGGCCUGAUAUUCAUAUUAUAUCAGAAAGGAGUUAUAGAAUUACAUGAAAAGACAAACCUUGUUGCCAUGCGUCAUAAUAGAUGUAGUAGAGAGGACAUAAGCGACCAGCUCCUUAAUAUUCUUGGCAGUAGACAUGUCAGUCGAAGCGCCAUUCUGGAGGCAUUGGAGUACACGAAUCAAGGUGACUUAAAGGACAAAAUUAUUCCCAAGUGA